UACCCCUCAUUAAACAAAACAAAACUUGAAUUUUUGUUUUGAAAUUUUAACAAAAUUCAUAAAAUACCAGCAGCGCAAAAUUUUUUGUGUUUUAGGCGAAAUUAAAUAGAAUAUUGUUCACGAUGGAGGAUGCCGACAUCAUUCAGAAGCAGGCUUUCGUCGUGGACCCACCGGAUCAAUAUUUCAAUCCGGACCUGCAACCGGAAACGGGCGAACAAUAUUUGCAACGGGUGAUCUACGAACGCAAGAAGUGUCCGGCCGUAGUCGUGGUCAAACCUAGCCCGAAGCGUCGUCAUCCACAGUCGAUCUUAACGGGAAGUGGUGCAAUUCCACAACAAGGAGUUCGAAACAUUGCUCCGCGAUCCUUGAUUCCUACCAAAGAGUGGGAAUCGAUUCAAAAUAAAAAAUUUGCUGAACUUCGUGAUACCAUCAGCGGCUACAGAAACAGCUCUCAAUUCAAGGAAAACCUUAAAAAGACGAAUGUAUUCCUCAACUUUGAAAAUCGCAAACAAUUACGCGAAUAUUGUGCCAACAAUCAGCCGUAUGUGCGAAUCGUGCUGAGCAUUCCUCAGCGAAAUCUAGAACUGUUGCUUGAAUAUUUGUUCGAGUGGCUUCAAAGCUCGAAUGAAGAUCAUGCUUCGUCCUCUGGCGAGGAAAAGGCACACCGAAAGGACUGGAUCAUGCAAUGGAUCUAUGCUAUCUUGGCCUGCAUCAUUGGACCGCUGGAACCGUAUGUGCACAGUGUGCUGCGUGAUAUUGCCAAAGCUUGCAUUUCGAUGCGAAAUGAGCUGAAGGCUGAUGAGGAGCUGAAGGUGCUGCCGCUCAAUUUGCUGAUCUGUAUUAUAUCGCGAAAUUUUCAUCAGCUGGAUCUGAGCGAUAACAUCUAAGGCAAAAGCUUCCUGAUUAUGUACUCUAUAAUAUGUUUUACUUGUAAUUAUUUUAUACCGUUUUCAAAUAAAUUGUAGG
Uranotaenia lowii is the source of this 966-nucleotide messenger RNA. It is a transcript of the gene Gem2, whose product is annotated as protein Gemin2. NCBI's taxonomy places the organism in Eukaryota, Metazoa, Arthropoda, Insecta, Diptera, Culicidae. Gene Ontology annotation, cellular component: SMN complex; spliceosomal complex; nucleus. The transcript is spliced from 2 exons. Bases 123 to 887 code for a protein of 254 amino acids. Gene Ontology annotation, biological process: spliceosomal snRNP assembly; spliceosomal complex assembly. The record is from RefSeq and is a predicted model, not a curated record.